AUGGCAGAAAAACUAGAAAAGUCGUCUUCAGCAAAUUCGAAGAAAGAAAUCCAGCAUAAAGCCACCAAAACGGAUACUGAUCGAAUAUUUAGGCAACUGUUACUUUUGAUAUUUUACGUUGGGACUGUUACUUCAGGGUCUUUAUCUAGGAUAAUAAAUCCUUUUCACGAAUCCUAUUUCUCGCAAAAAAGCAACUUUUUAAAUCAGUGGUUUGUUAAAUUUGGUUGGUUUUGGACUUCGACGAUAUUUUUCAUAUAUUUUUGGAAUGUAAUUUACCGUAACAAUCUCGUUCAAAUUACAAAGCCGUUCUUUCGUUGGACCGCUGCAACUUUAUAUUGGUAUAUUGUUACUCAUCAUUGGUUUCUUGAUCAAAUCUAUCUCUUAACCGGUGGAAAGUGCACUUUGGAAGGUUCGGAAAUAGAAUCAUACAAUUUUCAUGAAUGUGAAAAAGAAAUUGGUGCAAAUUGGUCAGGUGGACACGAUAUUAGCGGUCAUUGCUUAUUAUUAAUUCAUUCUUCACUUUUUCUUUGGGAGGAACUUUUCUCAGAAAAUGUGAAAAGGGCAAAACAAUAUAAUAUAUAUACAUACUCUCUGACAUACUUUCUGAUGUUACUUUGGUGGUAUAUGUUACUUAUGACAUCUGUAUAUUUUCACAAUUUUUCGGAAUUAUUAUCAGGAACUUUUUUUGGUGUUUUAUACUGGAUAGUGGUAUAUAUGUACAUUUUGCCAUCGCGUGCAAGAGAUUGGUUACCAUGUAAUAAUAAAGACCUUGAAGAAGAAGUCAUCUCCUGA
Scutellospora calospora is the source of this 792-nucleotide messenger RNA. The record is from the annotation of a GenBank genome assembly. Lineage: Eukaryota; Fungi; Glomeromycota; Glomeromycetes; Diversisporales; Gigasporaceae.